UCCAAGUGUCUAAUAAUCUUCUAUCAGGAUAAUUAACUUUUAAAAGGUUUUUACGACAAUCUAUCCAUCAAAUAGCUGCUGCCUUAUUUUGUGAGUUUUUUUGCCUAUUCGGGCUCCCUAUGUUUUUAAGAAUAUGGUCAGCGGUAACUCGAAUGCUAAUCACUAUAGCAACAAAAAGGUUCAACAGAGAGAAGGAAAGAUGGCGCACAAAUACGACUUGCUUCUUGUAAAAACUCAAAAAGACGACAAGAAACGGCUCCAACCAUGGUAUAAAGAGCGUUUACAGACCAAGUACAUCCAGCCUCGGUGUAAGAGAGGCAAGUCGGAUACUCUUGUAGGCUCACAAUGGACAUUUCUAGAGAGAGGAUCGGAUGACUUUAGAGAUGGUUUACCUCCAGAAGCUUUUUACAACUAUGUCAAACGGAAUGACCUUGGGUUUGGUCCAACUUUGACUGGGUCAGAACAGUCUUAUGACGGUAAACAGGAAAUGAAAAAAUUCACAAAAACAGAGGCAGUCUAUUCCAAAGCUCUCCCCCUUCAGCAACAGCGUAGAGAGCAUGUGGAGGACAUAGAAUUCAACCUGACACAGCACCCGCUUGCACUGUUCCCUCAUUUAGAGGAGUCCCUACCUCCAGAUGUCUUUGAGGACGUGGUGGGAGUGCUAGAUCCAGAGAUGAACAUUGACAGUGAUGCAGAAGAUGACACAUUUGAGGAUACGACCGAAGAUAGUGAAGAGGAUGCCAAGCCAGCGUCUGUGCGAGGCAGUCAGUCCGCAAAGAGUAUGGACUCCAAACAAAGCAGUGAGAGUAGACAGAGCAAGAGGCCGACUUACAAAUGGUUACCCAAGCAUGACGAGAAUCAGAAAGAAGAGAGAGCAAGAGCUAGCAGGAAGAAACCAGACUCCCCUACAACGGAUACAAGAAUUGAGGAUGUAACAAGGGAAUUCUGUAGUUGGGUUGCAGGGCUGGGAGGAGAAAGCAAUAACAUAGAAGAAUCAACUGUCAUGUCACUAUUUGCAAGCGGUUAUGAAACCAAGCCAGCUUUGUCAGUGCCCAUUCACGUAGUGGAACUAACUAACGUCCCACCAGAGCUUAGAAUGAACACUGGUUCACCCAGCAAACCUAGUGAUACUCGGAUUGCAGACACCACAACCACCAAGCCAUUUCCUGGGUACCAGCCAAGUUGGGUAAAAGUCAAGUAUGGCGCUUGGUACCUCAACCCAAAAACAUGGAAGGCGCGACCUGAUCAGGAGCAGUUACUCGACCCUAAGGAACAACAGGACAAGACCCUGUCUGAAGCAAAGGUCAAGAGCCAGAAGUUGGACGCGGUCCUUGCAACGAUGCACGGAGCCAAACUGCUAAAAGACUUCGUAGACCGCAAAAACACGCGCGUACCUGAGUUUCUAAAAGUAGUGGAGCAACGCAGUCAGCAGCAGCAGCAACAAAACCGAGACCAAGAGCCACUAUACAGUAAAACGCCAGACACAAUGGAGAGACGGAGGUCGCGGGGAAUGACAUCCGAGAGGAGCUAACACCCAGCACCCCUUAUAGACCACGCCCUGUAUAGAGACGAUGUCACCCUGCCAUACGUUUCUUUAAAAAAAGGGGGUUUGCAAACGUUCCUGUGGUCUUGUAACGAUAAUCAACUUAAUCAAGCAUUACGCGAGUUCUAAAUAGAUAUUUGAUCAAACGGAUAAAAGAACUUAUUUGAGCCGCUAUUUGUAUAUACUGUAAUAUAGUAAUGAAAAUAAUAAAUAUUUUUAAUAUUAAA
Nematostella vectensis (starlet sea anemone) is the source of this 1770-nucleotide messenger RNA. Its product is annotated as protein FAM47E. NCBI's taxonomy places the organism in Eukaryota, Metazoa, Cnidaria, Anthozoa, Actiniaria, Edwardsiidae. The transcript is spliced from 9 exons. The record is from RefSeq and is a predicted model, not a curated record. The coding region runs from base 134 to 1531 and encodes 465 amino acids.